UUCCAACAUCUUAGCAGGAUAUGGUUUUUGCCUUUAUAAGCUUGCUCCUGUACUCACUCGGGACUGCGAGAUUUGGAGAGCUAAUGCCCCCUCCUAACCGCAGGCUUUUGAAAUAGACUCCUUGAUUCGAUUUUGUGACUGAAGCAUCCUCUGUUCGACUCGCGGGGCACAUUACAACAAGAGUUCGUCAGCAAUUUUCAAGCCUGACUGAAGACACUACCUACAUAUACAGCAAAGUUUCCAAAGUUUGCCAACUACAUCAACCGAAGCAUAGCAAAAUGCCAAAUUAGUAAUUUCAUGUUGAUGAAUGAAGAAGGGCAGCAAAAAUGAAAAGCAUUUACUUUGUGGCUGGAUUAUUUGUGAUGCUGGUCCAAGGCAGCUGGCAACGCUCCCUUCAGGACACAGAGAAGUCCAGCUCCUUCAUAGCUCCCCAGGCAGACCCACUCAAUGAUCCCGAUCAGAUAAAUGAAGACAAGCGCCACUCCCAGGGCACGUUCACCAGUGACUACAGCAAGUAUCUGGAUACCAGGCGUGCCCAAGAUUUCGUGGAUUGGUUGAUGAACACCAAGAGGAGCAAGAAUAACAUUGCCAAACGUCAUGUUGAAUUUGAGAGACAUGCUGAAGGGACCUUUACCAGUGAUUUAAGUGCUUAUUUGGAAAAUGAAGCUGUCAGGGAAUUCGUUGCUUGGCUGGUGGAAAACGUAGAGAGGCUCCAGGAAGGCACCACUAUUGAAGAGCUCCGCCGCAGACAUGCAGAAGGCUCUUUCUCUGAUGAGAUGAACACAGUUCUUGAUAAUCUUGCCACCCGGGAAUUUAUAAACUGGCUGCUUCAAAACAAACUUAUUGACAAUUAGGAAGUAAGAAUGUCACCACUCAAGAUCAUCUUCAUAACGUCACCUACCAGCCACAUGGGAUGUUUGAAAUUUUAAGUUCUGUAAAAUUUAAGAGGUGUAUUCUGAAGCCAUGUUGCUUUGCAUGCCAGUGAAUAAAUUGUAUUUUAAGGUUGUGUUGCCAAAAGAGUAUAAAUGGAAUAAACUAUUGUCAAACUAUUGCUAAAAUAUCAGCUUUAAAAUAUAAAAGUGCAAACUCUCUUAUUUUCUCCUUAUUUUGGAUGAAGUACCCUAACCUGCUUAUAGUUAGCAAUGAAAUUGGUUUUCUAUGAUAUAAUUUGUACAUAUAACUUAUUCCAAUCACAGCAUCUCUGCAUUAAAAUAAGGAUUGGGCUGGUAGCCACAGUGGUGAAACUGGAAAGAAAACUUUCUUCUUGAAACUUUUGUCAUAAAAAUGCUCAGCUUUCAAUAUAUCAAAGACAUACUUAAAUAAAAUCUUC
Messenger RNA from Eptesicus fuscus (big brown bat), 1330 nucleotides. It is a transcript of the gene GCG, whose product is annotated as glucagon. Gene Ontology annotation, molecular function: hormone activity; glucagon receptor binding. The record is from RefSeq and is a predicted model, not a curated record. Gene Ontology annotation, biological process: adenylate cyclase-modulating G protein-coupled receptor signaling pathway; positive regulation of insulin secretion involved in cellular response to glucose stimulus; negative regulation of apoptotic process. Gene Ontology annotation, cellular component: extracellular region. NCBI's taxonomy places the organism in Eukaryota, Metazoa, Chordata, Mammalia, Chiroptera, Vespertilionidae. The coding region runs from base 327 to 854 and encodes 175 amino acids. The transcript is spliced from 7 exons.